AUGGCUUUUGUUGCACCUCCUGGUUACCAGCCCGUCUACAACCCUAGUAUUCCAUAUCUGGGGCCCAUCUAUGGAGGCCUUCAGCCGGGAUCCUCCGUCUACAUCCAGGGCUCCACGCCUGAGGACAUGACCAGGUUUAGAGUGAACCUGCUGUGUGGCCAGACUGAGGACAGCGACAUCGCCCUCCACGUCAACCCUCGCUUUGAUGGCUGGGACAAAGUGGUCUUCAACACCAAGCAGGAUGGCUCUUGGGGCGACGACGACAAGAUCAGGAAAAUGCCCUUCCGCAAAGGGGAGAACUUUGAGUUGGUCAUCCAAGUCACAGCUGAGGGCUACAAUAUUAAAGUCAAUGGUCAGGACUUUCACACAUUCGAACACCGGAUCCAUGUGGCAAAAGUACAAGCCAUUCAGGUCGCAGGAGACGUGAAAAUACAGACCAUCAAUAUCAUAGGGGGAGGUAUGGGCGGAGGGUGCCCUGGAGGUGACAUGGGGGGCGGAUACCCAGGAGGCAACAUGGGGGGAGGGUAUCCAGGAGGCAACAUGGGGGGAGGGUAUCCAGGUGGAAACAUGGGGGGAGGAGGAUAUCCAGAAUCAUGUCUACCUGGAAUGGGUGGACAGCCUGUGCACAACCCUCCUGUGCCAUAUCAGGGCAUGAUUCCUGGAGGACUGUCUGCCAAAAGGACAAUCAUCAUCAGAGGCCUGCUGCCUUUUGGUGGCAUAAGGAUGGCCAUAAACUUUGUGGUGAGCAAAACGAAUGACAUUGCUUUCCACCUGAACCCACGAGUGAAGGACAGGACUGUGGUGAGGAACAGUAAGAUCGGAGGCAAAUGGGGCAAAGAGGAGCGGGAACUCAAAUGCAACCCCUUCAUGGAGGGAGAGUACUUUGAUAUGUCGAUCCGCUGCGGAAAUCAAAAGUUUAAGGUGUUUGUGAACGGUCAACACGCGUUGGACUUUUCUCACCGAACAAAGUUGUUCAAUGAGGUCGACCGACUGGAGAUCGAGGGCGAUGUGCAGCUCUCCUACAUCCAAUUUUGA
Molecule: messenger RNA, 1035 nt
Organism: Knipowitschia caucasica
Lineage: Eukaryota; Metazoa; Chordata; Actinopteri; Gobiiformes; Gobiidae
Source: the annotation of a GenBank genome assembly